AUGGGGGACUGGAAUUUGUUGGGCAGCAUCCUUGAAGAAGUGCACAUCCACUCCACCAUUAUUGGCAAAAUCUGGCUCACAAUCUUGUUCAUAUUCCGGAUGCUGGUGCUGGGAGUGGCUGCCGAAGACGUGUGGGAUGAUGAGCAGUCUGAGUUCAUCUGCAACACAGAGCAACCUGGCUGCAGCAAUAUCUGUUAUGACAAAGCCUUCCCCAUCUCUUUGAUCAGAUACUGGGUACUGCAGAUCAUAUUUGUCUCUUCUCCAUCUCUUGUUUACAUGGGCCAUGCACUCUACAGGCUAAGGGCUCUUGACAAAGAACGACAGAAGAAAAAGGCCCACUUGAGGGCCCAGCUGGAAGACCUGGAGCCCAUGCAUGAGGAACACAGGAGAGUGGAGAGGGAGCUACGGAAGCUUGAAGAGCAGAAGAAAGUGAAUAAGGCACCCCUGAGAGGGUCCCUGCUGCGCACCUAUGUCCUACAUAUCCUGACCCGGUCAGUGGUCGAAGUGGGCUUUAUGAUAGGUCAGUAUCUUUUAUAUGGGUUUCACAUGUCCCCCCUUUACAAAUGCACUCGGCCCCCUUGCCCUAACACGGUGGAUUGUUUUGUGUCCAGACCCACAGAGAAGACCAUCUUUAUGGUUUUCAUGAACAGCAUUGCCGCAGUCUCCCUCUUCCUCAACAUCCUAGAAAUCGCCCACCUGGGCAUCAAGAGGAUAAAGAAGACCCUCUACGGGCGGCCGCGGCGGCCGGCGGCCCCGGCCGAGGAGGAGCCGAGCGUUUACAGCGCCAAGCAGAGCUCCGCGCUGCCGCCGCCCCGCGCGGCCAGUGUAUCGCCAACGCAGGGUAACGCCAUCCCCGCGGAAAGGCGGAGUUUGCAGGCAGCGGACCCGAGCGGCAAGCGCCCGCGUCACGCCACGGCUCCCUCCUCCGCCCCGACGCCGUUUCGGAGGUCGCUCGGCUCCGCUCAGAGACGAGCCCAGGCGGGAACGCCAGCUCGGCCUCGGCCCUCACGCAGCAGCUCGCUGGACUCGUAG
Molecule: messenger RNA, 1032 nt
Organism: Rhea pennata
Lineage: Eukaryota; Metazoa; Chordata; Aves; Rheiformes; Rheidae
Gene: GJA10
Product: gap junction protein alpha 10
Exons: 2
Coding region: 1-1032 (343 amino acids)
Biological process (GO): cell-cell signaling
Cellular component (GO): connexin complex
Molecular function (GO): gap junction channel activity
Source: RefSeq, a predicted model, not a curated record